CUUGACAAAAUAACUUAAAAUAUACCAAAAACAUGGUCAUGAUACAUCAAAUUAAACUAAUGUUUGAAAUGAAUGUAAUAGCUUUAUUAAACAAAUGAAAAAGCGGAAUUUAUAAUGUAGAUUAAUAAAAAGAAGAUGAAGAAUUGCAUCAAAAUAGUAGAUAUAUAUCGCCAUAAUUUCGGAAACUCAACAACAAUUACUGGAAGUAAGUAUCUUAGAAAAUAACAAAUUACGAAAUUUAGAAAUAUGUAAAAUAUUUUCAAAGUUUGAGAUGAUGUUAAAAAAUAAAGGGGAUAUUGAUAAUGAUAGAGG
This is a messenger RNA of Paramecium octaurelia, 312 nucleotides long. The record is from the annotation of a GenBank genome assembly. NCBI's taxonomy places the organism in Eukaryota, Ciliophora, Oligohymenophorea, Peniculida, Parameciidae.